This is a messenger RNA of Metopolophium dirhodum (rose-grain aphid), 1108 nucleotides long. RefSeq lists its product as uncharacterized. NCBI's taxonomy places the organism in Eukaryota, Metazoa, Arthropoda, Insecta, Hemiptera, Aphididae. Gene Ontology annotation, biological process: regulation of transcription by RNA polymerase II. Gene Ontology annotation, cellular component: nucleus; transcription regulator complex. Bases 1 to 954 code for a protein of 317 amino acids. Gene Ontology annotation, molecular function: DNA binding. The record is from RefSeq and is a predicted model, not a curated record. The transcript is spliced from 3 exons.
AUGGAGUCAAAAUCAUUUAACUCCAUAGACGACGAAAAGCUUAUUGAAUGUGUCCGAAAUUAUCCUGUUUUGUACAAAUUAAGCGACAAAAAUUACAAGGAUAAUUCAGUCAAAGAGAACGCCUGGAAAGAAAUUUCACACUUCGUAGGAAAAAAUGUAAACGACUGCAAAACACGUUGGCGUACAGUAAGAGAUUCGUACAAAAAAAAUAUGAAAAAACGUAAAUUAGGUACUGGUUCAGCAGCUCCGACAAAAUCAAAGUAUAACGAUGAUGCAUUAAGUUUCUUAAACAACAUUGAAGAUGAAAGAAGAACUAAGUCGAACAUUGCCUACAAUGAAAACUUAAACUAUUCAGAGGUUAUGGAAAAUGAAAGUUUUAAUCAAACUGCGGAGUCAGAAGAAAAUUGUUUUUCUAAUAAUUCUGGUCAAGUUUCAUUAGAAACAGAUAAUUCGAUAGUCGAUCAACCACUGGAAAAUGAAAUACGUGAUAGUUUGACAGACAGAUUUCGAAAACCGUAUGAAAAACCAAAAAAAAUUGGAACAAAGGAUAAGAUAAUUGAGGAAAUUAAGAAAGGGCGAGAGGAGCGUUUGGCGGCGUUAAAAGAGAUGAGACUAGGCGAAUUAUGUAAUGAUCCAAUUCAAAUUUUUUUUAAAAGCAUGGCUUCGACAGUGGCAACAUUUCCCCCAGAAUUGGCCGUAGAAGCAAAAACUAGGGUUUUUAAUAUUAUUUCCGAAUUGGAAUUACGCGCAAUAAAGGAAAAGGCUUCGAAUACAACUUCCGUAGAACCAAUUGUACCGGUAUCGCCUAUUCCAUCAAAACAAAUAGUUCCGACAAUAUUUGUCGAAGAAGAUUCUUCGAGUUCUGCAACUUCUGCAACAAGCAGUGUUUCAUGCCCUACCACAGCUGCAAACUCCAGUUAUGCUUUUUUACAAUAUUAUAAUAAUGAUUAUUAAUUUUUUUUUACAUAUUUUGUUAAAACUAGGUGUUAUUAUUUUUAUAUUUUGUUUUAUUUUCAUUUUAAAAGGGUUGUUAUGUUUUUAUUUUAUUUUAAGAAAUAUUUGUAUUCUUUAUUUUUUUUUUGUAUUUAAGGUAAAACGUGUAGUUUGC